This is a messenger RNA of Lagenorhynchus albirostris (white-beaked dolphin), 3795 nucleotides long. It is a transcript of the gene ZNF146, whose product is annotated as zinc finger protein 146. Gene Ontology annotation, biological process: regulation of transcription by RNA polymerase II. The transcript is spliced from 5 exons. Gene Ontology annotation, molecular function: DNA-binding transcription factor activity, RNA polymerase II-specific; RNA polymerase II cis-regulatory region sequence-specific DNA binding. NCBI's taxonomy places the organism in Eukaryota, Metazoa, Chordata, Mammalia, Artiodactyla, Delphinidae. The record is from RefSeq and is a predicted model, not a curated record. The coding region runs from base 1495 to 2373 and encodes 292 amino acids.
UACAGGGAAGAUGGCGUCCUCAUACCUCGGAGUAUGGGCUUGGCCCGUUUGACGCUGCCCUCGGGAGGCUUCAAAGACGGGGUGGGGUUCCGGCUCCAAACCUUCCACCAGGCUUGAGCUGAUCUUCCUCCAAGGCAAAAGUACUCACCCUGAGAGCAUAAUCACAGGAAGAGGCGCCAAGUUCGCGUGGGAAAGACAGACGGAGAGACAUAGAAUGUCGACCAGCAAAGCCUUAAGGGAAAUGUAGUCCAAGGCCGGAAAAUCGGCGUUGCUGUAGAUAGAAGAGAGAGAGGUGUAGGAAACCAGCAUUGAGAAAAUGACAUCCGAGCGGCACUUACCGUGUCGAAAGUGCUGAUAAUAACGGUUCCGUCUUCCUGGAACAUCUAAUUUACUUGAAGAUUUGAAGGGUGAUAUAAAAGCUAAGUGAUGGAAAUUCAUUCUUCAAAUGUACCUGAAUUUACAUGAAGUUGUACAGGGUCGCUUCCUUGUGCAUUCCUGGAGACUGCACCUUCCUCAUCCUUCAGAAGGCCAGGAGGCCCCAGGGCUCAGCCUGAGUUAUAGGACAGAACUUUGGCUCCAGCAUUAACAUUCUAGUGCUGUGUCAUUUCCCCAAUAGCAGGUUAUAAGCUGGCCAAGCUGUAUGUGAUCCUCUGUUGAAGCAAGAAGACGAACUGUGGAUGGUGGAGAAAGAAGUGUAAAGGAAAUUUGUCCAGAAGAAGCCUGAGAAGAAGAUGAGCAGAUAGAGAGGCAACAAGACUUGGGAGGCAAGUUGCAUCCAGCUCCAGUAAAGUACAGACUGAGGAAAAAAGCAGUGAAUAUAAGAAAAUUGGAAAAAUACUUCCUCUGAUCUCAAACCUUAUAUCUUUUAAGGCAACACCUUUUUCAACUUAACCUAGAAAGAGUUUGAAACACAAUUUAGACUUAGUUGUGUAGGAAAGAAUCAUCAAUUAGUUUGGAAAUCCUGCCACAGCUUACUCCUUGUGGUAAUAACCCCCUUUAGGUGUAAAUCAGUGUGGAAAUGCCUUCAUUUAAAAAUUUUUGAACCCCAUAUGAUAUCAGAGCAUUCAUACUGGAGAGAAAACCUAUGAAUUUACUGAAUGUGGUAAAACUUUCACUCACAUGUUGCACCUCAUAAAUGUAGAAGUCAGGCUGGAGAGAAACCCUGUGCUUCUAAGGAAUAUUGAAAAGCCUUUAGCUAGAUAACAAAUCUCAUUGAGUAGAAGAAAAUUCAUACUGGAGAGAAACCAGUGAAUGUAACAAAACUUCAUUUGAGUAUUAGAAAAUUUAGAGUUGAAGAGAAAGCUUUGAAGGUACUAAGUAUGAUAAAGUUUUCUCUUGAACCUUGUCUCUUACUCUGCAUUUGAAAGGUCAUACACAGAGAAGCCCUACAAAUGUAAGAAAUGUGGAAAUACCUUCAGCUAAAAGCAAAUUCUCAUUCAUCAAAAAAUUCAUACUGGAGAGAAAUCUUGUGAAUGUGGGAAAGCUUCCAUUCAGAUGUCACACCUCAGUCAGCAGAGAAUUUGUAGUGGGGAAAACCCCUUUGCCUGUAAGGUAUGUGGGAAAGUCUUCAGCCACAAAUCAACUCUCACUGAGCAUGAGCAUUUUCAUAAUAGAGAGAAACCUUUUGAAUGUAAUGAAUGUGGAAAAGCAUUCAGCCAAAAGCAGUAUGUUAUUAAACAUCAAAAUACCCAUACUGGAGAGAAGCUUUUUGAAUGUAAUGAAUGUGGAAAAUCCUUCAGCCAGAAGGAAAACCUUCUUACCCAUCAGAAAAUUCACACUGGAGAGAAACCUUUUGAGUGUAAGGAUUGUGGGAAAGCUUUCAUUCAGAAGUCGAACCUCAUCAGACACCAGAGAACUCACACAGGAGAGAAGCCCUUUGUAUGUAAGGAGUGUGGGAAAACUUUCAGUGGCAAAUCAAACCUUACUGAGCAUGAGAAAAUUCAUAUUGGAGAGAAACCCUUUAAGUGUAGUGAAUGUGGAACAGCUUUUGGUCAGAAGAAGUACCUCAUAAAACAUCAAAAUAUUCACACUGGAGAGAAACCCUAUGAAUGUAAUGAAUGUGGAAAAGCCUUCUCUCAGCGAACGUCACUUAUUGUACAUGUGAGAAUUCAUUCAGGUGAUAAGCCUUAUGAAUGCAAUGUAUGUGGAAAAGCCUUCUCUCAAAGUUCAUCUCUUACGGUGCAUGUGAGAAGCCAUACAGGUGAGAAACCCUAUGGUUGUAAUGAGUGUGGGAAAGCUUUCUCUCAAUUCUCAACCCUUGCUCUACAUUUGAGAAUACACACAGGUAAGAAGCCUUAUCAAUGUAGUGAAUGUGGGAAAGCUUUCAGCCAGAAAUCACACCAUAUUAGACACCAGAAAAUUCAUACUCAUUAAAAACCUGUGGAUAUCAUGAAAGGUGUUCAUCAGGAAUUUACAUCUCAUAACAUAUCAGAAAUAAUCAUUCUGAAGGAAAGCAUCACAAAUGAGAGAAACAAAAGCUAAAAACUUAAAGGAUACCAGAGAAUUCAUCCUGAAGAGAAAGACAUUUGUAUGAUAAUAUCCAGCAAAAAAAAAAAAUACAGCACAGGUAAUGCUGAAACUUUAGAUGCAUUUCCACUAAAAUUGGGAAUGGAAAACAUGUUUAACAUUGCCGUCUGCAUGGAUCUGGAGAUCUUCACCAAUGUAAAAAAAAAAAAAAGGUUGCAAGUAUUAGAAAGGAAGAGACCUUUAUGGUAUUGAUUUAGCAGAACAGAAGAGAUUCUGGAAACACCUAUGCAUUUAUUAGAAUUUAUAAUAUAGAAAUGGCAUCAGGAGAUGAGAAUAUAAUGGGACUAUUUAAAAAAUGAUUUGGAGAUAAUUUGUUCUCCAAGGGACAAAAAAAAAAAAAAAACCCACGAACUAUACAUUAAGGUAAGAUCCAGGGGGGUUAGGUUAAAAAUAGUAAUAUGAAAAAGCUAUAUACUAAAAUGGUUAUGACCUUGGGAGUUGGGAAACAUUCCUUAUAGCAAAUUGAAAAACACCUAGCAAUUCUAGUCUGAGUUUGUAUGCUCAGGAAAUGUGUACCAGGCUAUUUACUGUGGCAUGAUAUGUAGUAGUCAUAAAUUGGAAACAACUUAAAUGCCCAUCAGCAACAAAAUGGAAAGUACUUAUGAUGGAAUACUGUAUAUCUGUAAAAUGUAAUAAAUGAGAUCUAUAUGUAUUACAGAGAAAGAUCUCAAAAAUCACGUUGAGGGGGAAAGAUAAAGUUGCAGAAUGACAUAUAUUAUGAUGACAGUUUUGUAAAUUUGAAUAAAACUUCCCUCAAAAUUUCAGUGCUAUAUAUUGGUAAUGGAUACAUAUAUGUAUGUAUGUUUUUUAAAUGUUUUUGAAAUGGUUUGGAAGGAUACAGAUCAAACUCUUGAUAGUGGUUGCCUGUGAAGAGUGGAGAAGGGAAGGGAAUGCGUGUGGGAGAGGGGGGGAUUGGAUUGGUUAGAGGGGACUUCAGUUUUAUAUAUAAACGUCCAUUUCUCUUUAAAAAAAAAAAAGACUGCAAGAAAAUAUAUUGAAAUACUGGUUAAUUCUGGAUUGUGGUAUAUGGAUAUCUUGUCUUAUUUUUUGUACUUUUCUGUAUUUUUAAAUUUUCUCAAAAUUAACAAGAAUGGGGGUGAGGAUGGGAACACUGUACCUAUAGAAAUCAUGUUCUAAUGGAUUCAUUUGCAAUCAGCUACUAAACUUUUUAUAGAAAGUAUUUCUAAAAUUUUAUCGAUGAGUGGAUGGACUUGCUCUCUAUGUAGUAUGAAAUUAUCUAUUUUAUUAAAAUUAAAAAUGACAGCAUAA